Trichomycterus rosablanca is the source of this 1159-nucleotide messenger RNA. RefSeq names its product TRAF interacting protein with forkhead associated domain (gene tifa). Lineage: Eukaryota; Metazoa; Chordata; Actinopteri; Siluriformes; Trichomycteridae. The transcript has 2 exons. The record is from RefSeq and is a predicted model, not a curated record. Gene Ontology annotation, molecular function: protein binding. The coding region runs from base 137 to 715 and encodes 192 amino acids. Gene Ontology annotation, biological process: canonical NF-kappaB signal transduction.
UGAUGAGCAGGGUUGUGUACAUUUCGAUGUUGUUUCUUUCUAAAAAAGUUUGGAAAAGUGCAAAUAAUCAAGCUUCAGUGGACUGAGUGCUUAAGAUUACUGAACUCAAGAAAAGUGCUCAAAAUCGACCGCGACAAUGCUGGCUGUGUCUCAAUCCAUGCCAACGGAGGAGAUUCUCACUUGCCUCCACAUUCAGUUGUAUCAUCCUGACCAAGCCAUGCAACCGCUUUACAGCCUACUGAAUUUAAACUAUCCUUACAAGAUCUCUGCAGAAGACCCGAUCAGGCUGGGCAGAGAUGGACAAAUGUGCAAUUUUUUGCUGAAUGAUACCCAUGUCUCCCGAAAGCAGGUCUCUUUCCAUGCAUAUCGUAAGGCCGGUAGCCGGGACAUGCGCUUCAGUGUGCAAAACAUGAGCCAGAGAGGCAAGGUUUCAGUGAGUGGGGUUGAACUGGGCCACCUUGAGCGGGCUGAUCUGGAGGACAAGGCCCUCCUUCGGUUUGGGAAGUACGAGUUGCUGAUUUGGAGGGAUCUUGGGGAGGCACAAGAGUGUUUUGAGGUUGUGUUUGAGAAGCUAAAUAUUCCUCCUUCAAGGGAAAUGGGAAUAGAUGUGCCUUGCCGGUUAGCUGUGAUGGAUACAAGUGUGAGAAAUUACCAGAAUGGGCCACCCCUUAGUCAAGAGCCACUGGAAAGUGACGAGACUCUGUAUGUGAGCUAAACUUGUAGCUUUAUGAACAAGUGAUGAGUUCACCAAGUGCUGUUCUGGAUGUUAUUACUGAAUCAUGAACAAUGGAUAUUGCUGCUUAAGUUACACUUUUUCCAAGUGUGUUUUAUGUUUAUGUAAAUAAAGGCUUAGUAAUACCUGUAGCUUUUUUGACUGAAGCUUUAUAUUUAGCCUUUAUGUUUGUGUUGUUUUCUUGAGAAACAUAUUUAAGCAUGUAUUAGUAUUAUUUUGCAUUAUAUUUAAUCUUACAAUAUUAUCUAUCUAAUGUGUCAUUCUAAAGUAUUUCGUUUAGCAUUUAAAUGUGUGUGACAGCAUGUGAUCCCUUGACAUGUGAAAUGAUUAAGGAAGGAUAAUGGUUUUUAAAGUGUUCUCUUCUUGCCCAGCAUUUACUUUGUACUUGGAGGGCAAAACUAUAAUGAAUAAAUAACACCAAGUUUC